AUGUCAUCGCCCGAUCCUCUCAACGACUCGACAAUGGUAGAUCUGGUGUCGUUUCCUCCUUCUUCUGCGACGCGCCGCAUAACGCGCAGCCAGUCGUCGCAGCAAUUCUUACCCCUUGGAGCCUCUCCCCGGAAGCCAUCCUCUGAAUCACACGCUGGCGAUCGAAUGUCGGAGAGCAAUGUCGGAAGCGGCGCCAGGCGCAAGCUAUUUCAACAACCCACCUCGCCGUCGCCGUCGCCAUCCCCAUCCCCGUCCGCGUCCCCGACGCCGGUGCGCCAGCGCAAAUCCCGAACAACCACCACAACCGUGCCGCUGCGCCAGUCCAUAGAGGACGAAGACGGCUCGACAAGACAAAAAACGCGCGGCCGUCAACGAAUAUCCAACGGCACCCCGAUGCCAGGCGCUGGCACAAAGAGACGCGCAGACACACCGGUGCGAAGGACCCCGCGACGCCCUCGAACCAUGACAGACGCAGAGGUCAAUGAGUCGCGGUUGGAAGCUAGCGCGCAAGAUGCACCGACGGCGAGGAGAAGUCUCCGUGCGCGCAAAAACUCAAUCGCCGCCGCCGCGUCGAGCGAAGUCGAGACUUCAAACACCCCGCGACCUUCAACAACGGCACGGAGAGGACGGCGGAGGCGCCAGGCGCUGGCACCAGAGGAGCUGCUCGAACUUGCCGACGAAGUGGGCGACAUCAGCUUGGACAUGACCCAGCUGCCACCCGUUACCAGUGAUGAUGAAGUAGAUUUGGUCAGGGCUCCUUCGGAAUCGACGGAUGAUGAGGCGGCCAACCCUCCCCCUCCUGCUUCCCCCCCGGCCAUGAACGCCCCGUCGUCCCCGUCGCCUGCAAAUGGCGAGGCCGUGGUGCCCGACUCAGAUAUCUGGAUCGCGUCCUUGUCGGACGAGGCGAUGCCGCCGAGACCAUCAACCCGCGCCAGAGAUGCAAUACCUGAAUCUUCUUCACCCCGGUUUCCGUCGAUGGACGAGAUGCAUAUGCACCACGGGCGGCCCGAAUUUGAGACGUCUCAAGCAGACGACUAUGGAGAUUAUGGAUACGGUGACUUUGCGGCACCAUUAAACGACCGCUCCUCAGUCGACGAGCCCCUGCGCGACCACGCGCAAGGUGCCGUCGCAGCCAAAACUACCGAUUUCGGCAGCACACCUCUGGGACACGGCGACCAUUCUUCGAUUGACGGGUUAGCAGACAACGAAAUGCACGUUCCUGUCAGUAUCGGAGCUACUGCCUAUGAUACUAUUGCCCAGGGUGAAGAGUUCAGCAUGAUAUUCAUGGACUCGAUUCAGUCGCUGCAGCCAAACUUCAACAGCUCCGUACAUCCAGUUGGGCAUGAAGAGCUUGGGGACGAGACGAGCCUCAUCAUCAGCAACACAUUAGAGUCUCUCAGGCAGAGAGUGGACCAGGAAGAAGCACCCGACGAGAGCAUGCUUCAAGCCGGGGAGGAUGCCCAACCCGCGCCCGCAGAGAGACAAACCACUCCGACCCGGCAAUCAUUAUCGCCCAGCACGAGAACAAGUCCCAGGUUCUCCCGCAGUCCCCGAAAGACCAUCACCUCAUCUCCCCUCCGCCACCGUGUGCUCAGGUACAUUGCAAUACAAGCAGAAGAGUCCGCCACUGCGCAAGCAAAUCAAGACCAUGAAGCACGCUCAUCGCCUCCGUCUGGUAGCCGUGCUCUGACAGCUGAUGAUCAGCAUCACAAAGAAAUCAGCUCGUAUGAAGAUUCCUUCUCGGAGAUUCCUGAAGCUGUUUUGACAGCAGCUACGCCUCGCCGAGCUCAGGCCAGUACGUCUUAUGAUGACCUGGACGAUGAGGUCGAUCAAGCACAACUGGAGGAGCCGCAGGACAAAGAGAUGGCUGGCGAGGAAGCACAUCGGCAUGGGGAUGCUGAAUCCACGACGGAGGAGCGCGUUGAGAUUGCCCGUGCGCACGACGACGGGGACGUGCAGUACCCUGACCUCUCUCGGAGCAUGAUACGACAUCAGCACAUGGAAUCUAAGCAGGUAGUUGGUCCAGCACACGAGGUGCGGGUUAACGAGUAUGAGGAGGAUGAGGGACUCGAAGAAGAGCAGGCCGAACACCAAGCGUUUCGAAACCAGGGUCUCUUGAUUGAUUGGAGCAACGAAUCACGCAACGACAAACGGUCACAGGAAAUCGAAGUGGAUGAGCUUGAGCAGUCGGAUCAACAUGUUGCGGCGCCUGCUGCAGCACAGUACGACCAAGACCAAUUCCAGGGCGCGGUAGACGAGAAUCGACAAGGCGCAGUUGAUGACGCAGCAGUUGAAGGAACGGGAGAGUAUGAACUAGAGGCAGAAGGAGAGGAUGUGGCGCGCAUGCCGCCCCAAGCUCAAGCUGACUACUCCCUCGACUACUCCCUGCGAGAGGAACAUGCCGAGGAGCAAAUGGUAGACUCGCAAGAGCAAGAGGGAGACGCAACCUCUUCAGUCGAUUCAUCACACGAAGAAGAGCAAAAUGAUGACCAGAAGCAGACACGUGCUGUGCAAGAACAGGACGAAUACGAAGAGGUUUCCGUACACGACGACAUCGAGGAUGACGUGAUGGAAGAAGCUGAGAUGCAAGAUGGUAACGGCGUCGCUGUGUCAGCUGCCAGCACAGCCGCGAGACCUGGUCUAGCACGCCUGCCCACACCAGAUGACACGCCGCCGCAAGCUGAAGUGCAGGCUGCGGAUUCUGCUGGGGGCAAGUCAUCCAACAGGGGUUCACUGCCUCCGUCCAGGUUAAGAUAUUCGCCAGUGUCUCCCGGCCGCCUGAGCGGUGUCGCCCGCGACGCGUCGGAGCGACUUGAGUCUUCAUCUCCGCCGCCAUCCAGGCCGAAAUCGUCACCUAGAUAUCCCAGUCUGUUGGUGGAUGUUGCUCAGCCUUUGGUUCAAGCUCGGAAACCCACUGAAGACGCUUUGUUUGUUCCUGGAGAGCCUGUUCCUGGACGUGGGCAUGAGCAAAAUUCUGAGGCUGAACCCAAGACGGAAGCUGAGCCUGAGCCCGAGCCUGAGCCCGAGCCUGAAUUCGAGCGGCAAAAUGUAGACGAGGACAUGGACGACCAGCAACCACAUAGUGACGAGCAAGGGCAGCUACCGGACGAGGACGAUGGAGACGUCUCAACAAGACCCCAACAACCACGUGAAUCCGUCACUGCAGAAUCUUUCCGACGAUCCUUGGACACGACUCCUCCUCAUCAGAUCUCGUCACCAGUACAAGAGCCUCAGUCACUGCAGCAUGAAACAACGUUGCAGAAAACACUGCGACCCCAUCUAUCGGCAAUCGUCCGAGCAGGCCAAGUCCUUCAGAGCAUCACGUCGGACCCACCAUCACCGGAAGGCCAAGAAAAGCAACUUGGAAGUCCGUUCAAGCGAUCUGGAAGCAAGGAGUCUUGGAACGGCUCACGAGACAGCCAGACUAGCCAUCGGACCAGCCGCAGUCCAUUGCAGCCUCGGGCCGGCGCCCAAACCGCCGCAACGCGGAUUAGCCCGGCCGGUCAGGAUGCUUCUGCUGCUUCUCCCAUCAAGCCUGGUCGGCCUGUCGUCUCGGGGAGCCCUGGCCAAAGCCAAGAGCCUCUUCCUGAGAGAGACGAUGAGUCCCCAGCGACAUCAUCCCCGGCCAGCUCGAUGCGCGUCACGCCACCCAGCGACGGUGCUAUGAGCUGGAUCGCGAGAGAGGGACCAAUAAGCCCCAGUUUGAGAGGUGACAACUCGCUGCGAGAGGCUGCCAGGCUGCCUGAGAGGCAAACUGCCAGUCCCGCGGCUGCCCAGCGGGCCGUCCAACAACCGUCAGAGGCCGCGCAAGAGCCACCUCGUGAGGCGGCUCCGGACCGGGACGUACCGGAUGACGAGACAGACAUUUGGGAGCUCGAGGCACAGCGCGAAACCCCUCGCCCCCCCAGGCAACAGUCGUUUGGCAAGCGAGUGCCGACCAGCAAUCAUCGCCGCGGCGCGAUUCCCAGCCCAUGGACGAAGAGGAGCGUGCAGCGACCCGCAGCGUCGAGGAUGAUUUCCCAGGCGGUACCGGAUCUCUCCCACCUCACCGAGGAGCCGACCGUCGGCCCGGAGCAAGGUUCUCAGUCCAGCGAGCCAGACGAGUACUCGCGUCUCGCGCAACGGCAGCAACAAGAAGAGAGGGAGGCGAGGGAGGCGGAGGCGGCUGCCGCGGCGAAGAGGGCUGCUCAAGAUGCCGAGCCCGCUGGCAAGGGACGCCGGUUCGACCUCUCUUCGUUUUUCUCGUCGCCCACUGCAAUUCCUGGCAUGCUGGCUCAGAAGCUGAUGCGGCCGUCUCAAGCAUCCACGCAAAUGUCCAUGGCAGACAAGGCGCCUCCUGUGGUGCCCACGAGCUCCAUGUUUCCGCAGAUUCCCCAGAGGGAGUUUCGGCCGGACAGCAGUGCUAAGAGCAUGCUGAUGCAGCUCUCCCACGCAGACAUCCACAGAUGGACCCAGCAGACGUCAAACGCAAGCGAGGCGUCGUCCGACUUCCAGCAACCGCUCCUGCGACCCCUGCCGCCCAAGAACGCCUCUCCCGCAAAGUCUGCCCUGCGCUCGCCCCUCAAGCCGCAUACUCCAGGACGUGUAGUCGAGUUCACCAGCAGCGUGCUGUCGCCCGGCGGCCAAGCCAGAGCCCGUCACGACCGCCUAUUAUCCGCUUUCUCCCUGCACAGCGACGCGCGCGCCCCAGCCUCCGCCACGGAGCCAGAGGACCAGGCAGACAGCGACACGCAAGACGUGUACAUGGAAGACGCCCCCCCGCUGGCGAAGCAGCAGCCCCUGUCGCAAACCACGUGGACUCGUCAGCACUGGCUGCUGCUCGACGAGCUCCUUCAAAUGCGUCGGAAGGCCCCCUUUGGGAUCAGGUACGCCCGCAGAGCGGACAGGUACCUCGGCAAAACGGUCAAGAGCCACGGCGAGGCAAUGAUCCUGGAGAGAUGGCAUCUCGACUGCGUGGAUGCUUUCAGGGCAGAGGUGGGGGGCUGGGACGAGGCAGCGCUUGCAAAGAGGUUGUUUGCCCUUAUUCUGGGGGAGGAGCGGCGCGGAAGACGCCAGAGGGUCAUGUUUCAUUGA
Molecule: messenger RNA, 5073 nt
Organism: Ustilaginoidea virens
Lineage: Eukaryota; Fungi; Ascomycota; Sordariomycetes; Hypocreales; Clavicipitaceae
Exons: 2
Coding region: 1-5073 (1690 amino acids)
Source: RefSeq, a predicted model, not a curated record